UGGCACUACAGACCAUUCUGCUGACACAGACAGUCCUCUGGGCUGCAGCACAGACCCCACCAUGCAGAAUACUAGGGAGAGCAGCCAAGCCCAGCUUCUAUCAACAUGGAGACAUCAACAUCGGCGGGGUCUUCUCCUUGCACAGCCAACCCAGGGAAACAAGCAUGAAAUUCACAGGAGCACCAGAGCCCGUUGACUGUGUACGAGUUAAUUUCAGAGAAUAUCGACUGGCCCAGACCAUGAUCUUCACCACUGAAGAAAUAAACAACAGAACUGACCUCCUCCCAGGUGUAUCUCUUGGAUAUAAGAUAUAUGACACCUGUGCUUCUUCAACAAUCUCUAUACGGUCAGCGAUGGCUCUAAUGAAUGGUUAUGAGGAAAUACUGACAGACACAUCAUGCUCCACACCAGCAGCAGUGCAGGCCAUCAUUGGAGAAUCUGGAUCUACUAACACAAUUGCAAUUGCUGCAACAGUUGGAUUACUUAAAAUUCCAGUGAUCAGCCACUUUGCUACAUGUGCAUGUCUGAGCAACAGAAAAGAAUUCCCCACAUUCUUCAGAACCAUUCCCAGUGACUAUUACCAGAGCAGAGCACUGGCUCAGCUGGUGAAGCAGUUUGGCUGGACCUGGAUAGGAGCAGUGAGAAGUGACAGUGACUAUGGCAACAAUGGGAUGGCCACAUUUAUUGAAGCUGCUCAACAAGAAGGGAUCUGUAUUGAGUAUUCUGAGAAAUUUCACAGAACAGAACCAGAAAAAUUACUGAAGGUUGUAGAUGUUAUCAAAAGAGGUACUGCAAAGGUUAUUGUAGCAUUUCUUGCUCAGGGGGAGAUGAACCACUUACUGGAGCAGCUGACGCUUCAGAAUAUCAUAGGUCUCCAAAUGGUAGGCAGUGAGGCCUGGAUAACGGCAAGCAAUCUAGUGACACCAACAAGUUUCAGAAUACUGGGAGGGUCUAUUGGCUUUGCUGUCCCCAAAGCCAAAAUAAAUGGCUUGAGAGAGUUUGUGCUGAAACUUCACCCCUCCCAAAACCCAAACAACAGUGAUAUUGUAGACUUUUGGGAAACUGCUUUUCAAUGUUCUCUGACCAAUGGAGUAAAUUUACCCCCCUGUUCUGGAUCCGAGAGCUUAAUUGAACUGAAAAACCAAUAUACUGAUGUAUCAGAGCUGAGAAUCUCCAACAAUGUUUAUAAAGCAGUAUACGCUGUUGCUCAUUCUCUACAUGACCUGCUGGCAUGUACACCCCAUCAAGGCUGCACAAACCAUGUGAAAACAGAGCCCUGGCAGGUCCUUACGACUCUGAAAAAUGUAAAUUUCACUCUGGAAACUGGAGAGAAAGUCUAUUUUGACAGUAAUGGAGACCCAGUAGCCAGAUAUGAGGUGGUGAACUGGCAGCUUGGCCCUGAUGGUGCAGUAGAGUUCAGAGUGGUCGGCGACUAUGAUGCUUCUUUACCACCUGGUCAGCAGUUUGUGAUGAGUCCUGUUAGUAUGGUAUGGGCAGGUGGGCAAAAACAGAAACCCAGGUCAGUGUGCAGUGAGAGCUGUCCCCCAGGCACAAGGAAGGUCGUGCAGAGAGGAAGGCCUGUCUGCUGCUAUGACUGUGUGCCCUGCGCUGAGGGAGAAAUAAGCAAUAUUACAGAUUCUAAUGACUGCACUCAGUGUCCAGAAGCAUUCUGGUCCAAUUCCAAAAGAGAUCAGUGUGUUUUAAAGGCAGUUGAAUUUUUGUCUUUUCAUGAAAUCAUGGGAAUCAUACUCGUCAUUUUUUCACUCCUUGGAGUGUGUGUAACUGUACUUGUGGCUGUGCUGUUCUUUAUAAAGAAGGACACCCCCAUUGUGAAAGCCAACAACUCAGAGCUGAGUUUCCUGCUGCUCUUUUCAUUGAAACUGUGUUUCCUUUGCUCUCUUACCUUCAUCGGCCGGCCCUUUGAUUGGUCCUGUAUGCUGCGCCACACUGCGUUUGGGAUCACCUUUGUCCUCUGCAUCUCUUGUGUUCUGGGGAAAACAAUAGUGGUGUUAAUGGCCUUCAGGGCUACACUUCCAGGCAGUAAUGUCAUGAAGUGGUUUGGGCCUCCCCAGCAGAGAAUGAGUGUUCUUGCUUUCACUCUCAUACAGGUUCUUAUUUGUGUGCUUUGGUUAACAAUAUCCCCUCCAUUCCCCAACAAGAACAUGAAGCACUACAAAGAAAAGAUCAUUCUAGAAUGUGAUGUAGGAUCAGCAGUGGGGUUCUGGGCUGUGCUGGGUUAUAUUGGGCUCCUCUCUAUAUUGUGCUUUGUUUUAGCUUUUCUGGCUCGUAAGCUGCCUGACAACUUCAACGAAGCCAAAUUCAUCACAUUCAGCAUGCUUAUAUUCUGUGCAGUCUGGAUCACCUUUAUACCAGCGUAUGUCAGCUCACCUGGAAAGUUCACUGUAGCUGUGGAAAUCUUUGCAAUUUUAGCUUCCAGCUUUGGUUUGCUUUUCUGUAUUUUUGCACCUAAGUGUUACAUCAUUCUUUUAAAACCUGAAUUAAACUCAAGAAGACAUGUGAUGGGCAAGAUGCUCUCAAAAUCUCUUUAGAUUAAUAAAUCAAAUGGUUGGAAAUAAUAAUAAUUUGUAGUAAAUGCUGGGUUAAAACAGUAAGAUAUGCUGUAAGUACAUACUGAUAUACCAGUCAACAUUAGAACAAAUGUUGGACAUAUGUUGAACAAACAAAUAAAUUAAUAAAUUCUCUUCCAAGUGAGAGAUGAUU
This is a messenger RNA of Anguilla rostrata (American eel), 2721 nucleotides long. RefSeq names its product extracellular calcium-sensing receptor-like. Gene Ontology annotation, molecular function: G protein-coupled receptor activity. Gene Ontology annotation, cellular component: plasma membrane. The record is from RefSeq and is a predicted model, not a curated record. The transcript has 6 exons. Gene Ontology annotation, biological process: G protein-coupled receptor signaling pathway. NCBI's taxonomy places the organism in Eukaryota, Metazoa, Chordata, Actinopteri, Anguilliformes, Anguillidae. Bases 165 to 2549 code for a protein of 794 amino acids.